Messenger RNA from Platichthys flesus (European flounder), 4335 nucleotides. It is a transcript of the gene slc6a11b, whose product is annotated as solute carrier family 6 member 11b. Lineage: Eukaryota; Metazoa; Chordata; Actinopteri; Pleuronectiformes; Pleuronectidae. Bases 298 to 2133 code for a protein of 611 amino acids. Gene Ontology annotation, biological process: sodium ion transmembrane transport. Gene Ontology annotation, cellular component: membrane. The transcript has 15 exons. The record is from RefSeq and is a predicted model, not a curated record.
UCGCAGUCGCAGGUUGUCCAGCGCCUGGUGCAAGAUCCUUCUCCCGUCAACUGUGCCACGUCUGGGGUCUUCCUUUAUUCAGACGGAGAAACUCAACCGAAACCACUUCAAACCCGGCGUGUAUGCAGACUGUUCUCCUUCCCCUCUGCUGACCCCUCUCUCCCUCUUUCUUCUCCUCCCCCUGUACAGGCUUAACCAUCCUGAGUGUUUGUAAAGACGAUUGUCAGAGCUCAGCGUCGCAAAGCCAAAAGGAGCUUUGCCACUGUUCCAUAGGAGACUGCGGGCUGCUGGAGAGUCAUGACAGCUGAGAAAAGUGGGCCGGUUAUAAACGGUAAACCAGAGGAUGGUAGAGAUCCGGAAGGGUCCGGCUCCAGCCUCGACCGGGUGGACUACAAUGAGAGGGGCCAAUGGAACAACAAGAUCGAGUUUUUCCUGUCUGUGGCCGGAGAGAUCAUCGGGCUGGGCAAUGUGUGGAGGUUCCCUUACCUCUGCUACAAGAAUGGAGGAGGUGCGUUCUUCGUUCCGUAUGUCAUCUUCUUUGUGUGCUGCGGUAUCCCCGUGUUCUUCCUGGAGACGGCCCUGGGUCAGUUCACCAGCGAGGGAGGCAUCACCUGCUGGAGGAAAGUCUGCCCGCUGUUUGAGGGUAUCGGUUAUGCGACGCAGGUGAUUGAAGCUUAUCUAAACGCGUACUACAUAGUGAUCCUAGCCUGGGCCAUAUUCUACUUCUUCAACUGCUUCACCACUGAGCUGCCCUGGGCUGCUUGCGGACACUAUUGGAACACAGAGAACUGUGUUGACGAUUAUGGAGGAAAUUCCACAAACAUCACAAACAUCAACGCAACUUCUCCAGUCAUCGAGUUCUGGGAACGCAGAGUGCUGAAGAUAUCAGAUGGUAUCGAGCACAUGGGGGGGGUGCGUUGGGAGCUGGUGAUGUGUCUGGCCCUGGCCUGGUUCAUCUGCUACUUCUGUAUCUGGAAGGGACCCAAGUCAACUGGCAAGGUUGUAUACGUGACAGCUACCUUCCCUUACGUCAUGUUGUUGGUCCUGUUGAUCAGAGGAGUGACGCUGCCAGGAGCAUGGGAAGGCAUCAAGUUCUACCUGUACCCAGACAUCUCACGUCUCUCGGACCCUCAGGUAUGGGUAGAUGCAGGAACACAAAUCUUCUUCUCCUAUGCCAUCUGCUUGGGUUGUCUCACUGCUCUGGGAAGUUACAAUUCCUACAACAACAACUGCUACAGGGACUGCAUCAUGCUGUGCUGUCUGAACAGCGGCACCAGCUUUCUGGCAGGUUUUGCCAUCUUCUCUGUGCUGGGCUUCAUGGCCUUUGAACAAAAUGUUCCCAUCGAAGCUGUGGCAGAGUCUGGUCCUGGUCUUGCUUUCAUCGCGUACCCUAAGGCUGUAACUAUGAUGCCUCUGUCUCCUCUUUGGGCCGGUCUCUUCUUUAUAAUGCUCAUCUUUCUGGGCCUGGACAGUCAGUUUGUGUGUGUGGAGAGUUUGGUGACAGCUGUAGUGGACAUGUACCCCGAGACCUUCAGGAGGGGCUACCGCAGAGAAUGGCUGAUCCUCGGCAUGUCAAUAGUUUCAUUCUUUAUAGGUCUCAUCAUGUGUACAGAGGGAGGGAUGUACGUCUUCCAGCUGUUUGACUCGUACGCUGCGAGCGGAAUGUGUUUGCUGUUCGUGGCCAUAUUCGAGUCCAUAUGUAUCGGCUGGGUGUACGGUAGUGACAGAUUCUACACGAACAUUGAGGACAUGAUUGGCUACAAACCUGUCUUCUUCAUCAAAUGGUGCUGGAUGAUCUUGACCCCGGGCAUCUGUUCUGCGAUUUUCCUGUUCUUCCUGAUUAAAUACAAACCGCUGAAGUACAACAACGUGUACACCUACCCUGACUGGGGCUACGGUAUCGGCUGGUUCAUGGCCAUGUCCUCGAUGGUCUGCAUCCCCUUGGGGAUGAUCUGGAUGAUCUGGAAGACUCCUGGCACCUUCUCUGAGAGAAUAAAGAAAUUAACGACUCCCAGCAAAGAUCUGAAAAUGAGAGGGAAACUCAACGCCCUCAGUCCCUACGCUGCCAACGACGCAAAACCCAAGGUUGAUGGGAAAGUCUCCACCAUCUCAGAGAAGGAGACGCAUUUCUAAGCAAAUCCCCGACUGAGCGACUGCGCUGCCUGACGUCUCGACAACAAGUCCGACAACCGAAAACUACAGCAAACAACAACAACAACAACAACCGUAUCCACCGCUACACAAAACAGGAAAUUCAAAAAAUGAUUUGGAGCAUUGUCUUUGUUUUGUAAAAAAAAAAAAAAAAAGAACAAAUGGAAACGUUAUCACAUUAUUUUUUAGAAAGCUUCUGUUUUGCACAAACUUUGAUUAACACAUUUAUUGUUUCAUUUAAUAUUGUCACUUAAGCAGCUGUUUUCUUUCUUUUCUAACAAUAAUAUUUUAAACUCAGUUUGUGGUUGAAACUUGUCCUGGUACCGUGUCAGUACUGGUCACACUAGUGUUUGUGCCUUUAGAACAAUACGUGUUGUGUUGUUAAAAGCCUUACACUGUACAUUUUUUGACAAAGUGCCGUGUUUCUCUAUUAGGUACUAGGUACCCAAAUGUGACUUUCUAAGAUGUAGCAGCUUGGGGACCAUUCUACAUAGUUUAGUGGGUUAAGAGAGGAUACUGCAGCAAGUCUUCGUGCUGAGGCUGUAGGAGGCAACAAAAUUCCCUGUAAAGAAAAGGCUUAGAGUUGUACAUUAAGACCUAAGAUAUUGACAUCUUGGGCACCAACAGAACCAGCUGUGACUGUGAUGGCUGCAGAUCUUUUUCUGGCCUUUAGUAAUUCUCCUGUACUUGAAUUCAGCGUUGUUGCUAGGCAACGUAAGCAAAAACCUCUGCUGACUGGAUGUAAUUGAGUGAUAUUAAUAGGUCAUUGUUCAUCAACGUAUUGGACCCCUCAGGGCUUUGCAGAUUUCCAUGGCACCACUCUUUCUAAACGUCUUUGCUACAGAGGUUUACAGACAUUUUUAAAGGAUUUAAUCACUGAAGAUAUCUUUAAUUUGACAUCUGUUAGGUUUGAGGUGAAAAUCUUACCAUGGCUGCCAAAAGCAGUUAGCGACUCGCAGGCUGAGUCUCAAACACACCUCUCUUUCUCCAGCUGCCCUCCUAUAAGUCGUGGAUAUCCGUCAUUUCACAGUAAUUAUGCUGAGUCUAACGUAGAGUGACAGACAGACAUGCCUCCACCCAGACUUGUUUUAUUUCCUGCUCCGCCUGUAGAGGAGAUGACGGACGCCCAUCAGAUGAGCUUUUCAAAACCCAUCUGUCUUCUUAUCCCUGCUCUUUUUAUUCUGUCCCCUCGUCCCCUUCUCUCUUUUCUCUCCCUGAUUCUCUGCUUGUCCACCUCCUUCAGCUCUUUCCACUUCUGUCUUUGGCUAUUUUUAAUCCCAUGGAAAGCUUGAACGAGGUCUUGUAUAAAACCAAGAUGCCACCGAAGGCUUCGUAUCUGGAUAUCAGCAAUAGUCUGAUUGAUUCUUUGACCUUUCCAAUGUCAUUGUGAAACUGAACCCCCGGCUUUUAAUUUUUCUGUCGCUGUUGGAGUGAAGCCUCAGUCUGCCCCUGUCAUUCAUGUCGUUGUAGUUAAUUGACAAUGAGCUGGUCUCAUUGCUCCGAUCGAUCUCAGUCCAUCACAGCCUCAUCGUCCUUCCGCCCCUUCCUCGCCUUUGUCCGCCUUUCUCGCCUCCUUUCCUUUCUUUUCCUUUGUCCUUGUGUCCUGAUGAAAAUGCAAUCUGACGAGAGCAUCUGAGGGGGUGAAACUUGAAAACUUGAUCUCGUUACAGUUUUUCAGGAGGAGGCAAAGAAAGCAAGGGAAGUAAUGAGGAACUGAUGAGCUGAGGAAGUGCGUGAUCGAGGAAGUAAUGAGGGAAAGCGAGGAAGUUUUGGGUGACUGGAGCCCCUCCUGUCUGAGCUGUGACAUCCUCUUAAACAUGUGAUUGGUCCCUGUGGUGCGGUUGCAUUGUGGCGUUAUCACCUCCUCACUGAUGUUUGUGCAAGUUAAUCGUCGAUUGCGUUUGGGAAUUAUAGCCUGCUCUUUAACACUGAUUAUGAUGAUGUAUAUUUUUACAUCACUUUCUAGAAACCUAUGGUCUAUUUCUUGCGAUGCAAAAGAAUUUGCUGUAAUAAAAUACGUCUUUUGUUUUGACUUUUGAUAUGCCGCUCAAAAGAUGUUGUUAUAGAAAUAUAUGAAAGGUGUUUUAAUGGUCUGUACUGUUCUACACGCAUUCUGCUAUUCACAGGACACGUGAACGGUCUGCUUACACAUUUUUAAGAAUAAAUAUGGUAAAGAAAAACUGA